AACUUGAUGCUUCGCAGAUUGACCACACUGUUGGAUUGUUUUGGAAAUUGUUUUGUUUUUGAUAAUUAAAAAAUAUGGCAGAACCCAAUAUACAAAUAAAAUUAGAACAACAGAACAUAAGGGAACGCCUCAAUCUGCACGUCAAGCGGCGCCUUCAGCAGGAUGUAGAAAAUCCCAUCGAGAGUCCCGAGUUGUUGACCAGUGAACCCAUUUCAAAACGCAGCAAGGGAAAAGAGGUUCCCAAACCUCGAAAACCUUAUCAAAAGCGCACAGAGAAACCAAAAACAGACGCAACAAAAGCCAAGAAAGUUGGACAACUUGGCAGCCCGGCAGAGGCGGAUCCCUUGGACGAACAGGAUCCGGAGGGCUUUUCACCGGAGACGGCGGAGGGAAAAUCUUCAAGUCGGGAUCGCUAUAAAAACGCCGACAUACUCAAUAUGGUGUUGAGUGCUAAAAAACGCAUUCUAAUGCAGGAUCCCGAGGUUCAGGCCUUUUGGACCGAAAUAAUGAAGGCCAUCAAGAGUUAAAACAUAAUUAAAUCCGCAUAUGCGGUUUACUAUCCAGGGAAUAGUUUUAAAUUCGUUAAUUAAUUUUAAGAUAUGAUUAUAUAAAAAUAAAAUGUAACUAUAACACUGUAAAAUAUACUUUAUUUUAAACAAACAGUAAUAAAUAGGAAGUGUGAUUUGACGAAUUAUAUAAUAAUAUUAAACGUUUUUUAUAUAUAAUUCUAAUUCUGGAAUAAGGAAUACUAAUAUGCAAGAACCGGAGUAGAAAUUAAAAUUUGUAUGGAUCAAGAAUUCUAAAUUAAAAGUUAAAGUUUUGAAAAA
This is a messenger RNA of Drosophila ficusphila, 827 nucleotides long. RefSeq lists its product as uncharacterized. The record is from RefSeq and is a predicted model, not a curated record. NCBI's taxonomy places the organism in Eukaryota, Metazoa, Arthropoda, Insecta, Diptera, Drosophilidae. The coding region runs from base 75 to 527 and encodes 150 amino acids. The transcript has 2 exons.